GACUCUCGUCUUCUUUACUCUCUAGUCAUUCCUAACAUUCAUUUCUUUAUUUCCUCUUACUAGCUCUUCCCUUACUCUCCCUCCCCUCUCACACAUGCACUUUGUGCAGAGUUGGGGGUCCAAAGUUCAGUAACUUGUGAAGCACAGGGAUAAAUAUGAACCUUGGAGGAUUUGUUCUGCUCUGAUGUAAACAGAGAGAGACAAGGGUCCCUUAUCUGCUAUGUCUCACUGAAGACUGUCCAGGGGGUGACUACAUACAGGUUGUGGCCGCACAGAAAGCAUUUUUGGGGGGAGGAGGAGACAGAAGGUGGGUAGAGCAUGGGCUCCCGCCUGCUGAUCCCUAUUCUAACCGCAGGAUGGUGAACUGGUAGCAGGUAACAGCGAGGAUGGCGUCUCAGCUUAGCUACUUGCAGCAGGAGCUACUAAGGGCAUUGCUAGAGUCAGGUGUCACUAAAGAGACUAUUACCAGAGCCUUGAGUGAUGGCGAUGGUUACCAGUAUCCCAGGGAUCCCCUGGAUGACCUAAGUAGCCUGGAAGAUGGGGAUCAUUGUGUGCAGCUACCCAAUGGUCUUACGGAACCCCUUGUAACGGAAGAUGACAGUUCUGAAGAUGGUGGGGACUUUACGCCACCGAUUAUAAAGGAUUUGGAGAGACUAAGCCCGGAGGAGGCUGCCCAUCAGAAGGCUGUGGUGGAACGAUUGCUGCAGGAGGAUUCAUGGCAUGUAGCCAAGCUAGUGAAAUCUUACUUGCAACAGCACAAUAUUCCACAACGGGAGGUGGUAGACACCACAGGACUCAACCAGUCUCAUCUAUCCCAGCACCUUAACAAAGGUACUCCCAUGAAAACGCAGAAAAGGGCAGCACUGUACACUUGGUAUGUGGCAAAACAGCGAGAGGUAGCAAGGCAGUUCACACAUGCAGGACACACUUUGAUGACCGAUGACAUCUCCUGUGAUGAAGUGCCAAAUAAGAAAAUGAGAAGGAACCGCUUCAAGUGGGGGCCAGCUUCGCAGCACAUCCUUUUUCAGGCAUAUGAAAGACAGAAAAAUCCCAGCAAAGAGGAGCGUGAAGCACUUGUAGAGGAAUGUAAUAGGGCAGAGUGCAUACAGAGAGGAGUAUCGCCAUCACAAGCACAAGGACUGGGCUCUAACUUAGUGACAGAAGUGAGAGUUUAUAAUUGGUUUGCCAACAGGCGCAAGGAAGAGGCAUUCCGGCACAAAUUGGCAAUGGACUCCUACAAUGGCCAGAGCUCCACAACUGCCCUAACGGCACAUGAUUUGCCUUCAGCCAAAACAGGCAUUCGAUACACCCAAGACUCCUCCAGUGAGCGAGGACCCUCCAUGGUGAGCAACCAAAAUGGUCUGUCUCCAACCAACUUGGAACACAGCCACGGCCUCAUGAGCAGUGAAAGCAAAUUAAUUUCAACAUCAGGGGGCUCCCUUCCACCCGUCAGCACGCUUACUGCGCUGCACAGCCUGGACCAUGGACAGCACACAAUUGGACAGACACAGAACCUCAUCAUGACUUCACUCCCCAGUGUCAUGACAAUCGGCACAGAUGCAUCACUUGGACAAGCAUUCGGCAACUCUGGACCAUCAACAUUAGUGAUAGUCUCCAAUCCAUCUGCUGAUAGAACAGAUCCUUGGGGGCACUCUGCACAUGUUCAGUUUGGUCUUACAUCCCAGUCUCAAAGUGUUCCUGUGAUCAACAGUGUAGGCAGCAGUCUGACACCAUUACAGCCUGUCCAGUUCUCCCAGCAAAUCCACACUUCACCCCAGCAGCAAUUAGUACAACAGGUUCAAGGUCACAUGACACAAAACCCCUUCCUGGCCACAAUGGCUCAGCUCCAGUCUCCACAUGCUCUGUACAGCCACAAAUCAGAUGUUGCCCAGUAUGCAUCUGCUAGUUUCUUCCCACAGACCAUGGUCAUCACGGACACAUCAAACUUGGGAACAUUCACUAGCCUAACACCCUCCAAACAGGUCCACUCCUUGCACAGUAGUGCACAGGAAGACUCUCAGGGCUCCCAGCUCCAGAGCCAAGACUCCAAUAUCCUGCACCUCACUUCAAGCCACCGCCUCUCCCCUAGUCCAACAGUAUCCUCAGCCGGUUUGGUACACUACCAGAAUUCCAGCACCCCUGACAGUCACAGCCACAGCCACAACCACAGCCACCUCCUGUCCCCGUCACACAGCACCAUAGACAAUUACAUGUCCACGCAGAUGACAUCUUCCUCACAAUGAAAAGACUUCAGCUCUGGCACAGAUUUACACUUGCAAACAGCAUUCCUGGACUCCGUAUGAUGUGGUCAGAGCUGAAAAGCUUUAUUCAAAGACAGAUUGGACAUUAUGAAGAUUAUCACCCUCAGAUGAAGAGACUUUCACCAGUCAUGCCUGCAAUGAUCUAUGUUGUGAAAUGAGCACGUAGCCUGAAAGUACACAAUGGUAGAACACCUCAGUAAUAGAUAUUACUAUUCUCCUAUUUCAUUCUUUAUUUCAUAUAAAACAGUGUUCAUUAAACACUUUUUGUACAUGUCAGUCACAGGGGAAGAUACUGAACUAUCUGUCAAGACGACCGCAGUUGUGUUCUGAUUUGCCAGCCAGUUCUUUACAAUUAUCCAAAGUUAUCUUUUUCUUGUUAUAACCAAUGGAUUCAUGCUGUUGUCCUGUGUCCUGGUCUGAUUCUAACUCCUUACCCUGCUCGUUUGUCCUUUUACAAACUGCUUUAUUCGUAUUCCUGAUUUAAGUCCUAAUAGUCUGGGUUAGUCUCAUUAACAAAUUGUUUGUUCUUCCUUUUCUUCUUUUUCUUCAUUUUAAAGCCAUUGGUUUCAUGCUCCAGCCCUAAGUCCUGUGAUUGACUUUGAGUGUCCACCUUGAUGUCUUUCCUAGAUUCAUGAUCUUGCCUUGAACCUUGAUGGUCAAUAUCAGACCCUUCCUUCAGCUCCUUGUCCUUUUUCUUCUUCUUCUUUUUGUGUUUCUUUGUAAGUUGAUGAUUACUGGGUGUGUCUGAACUCUGAACCGCAACUGGACACAGAGCACUAUGUUUUAGAAUGUCUAACCCUGACACAGCUGCUUCACGGCACCGACGCUCAUUUUCCUCUUCGCUGUCCUCACUGCCAAACACAGAAUGGGAAAUACUAUGAAGCCCUUCAACUCUAUAAAAAUUCAGGUGGUGAAAUAUACAUAGGAAACAUCAUUACUUCUAAGCAGGAAUUGUGAAUGUUUAAAGUAGAAUGAAAGCUGAUGACUCCAUCAUUACUCCAUCUUAAGUUAACAGUGGUCUAUUUUGAACAUUUACUGUCACAAGUGGGAUACUAUUACACAAAAGGUGCAUAUGACCAAUUAAAACGAGCCUGGACGCAGGUGCGGAAAUGCCAAUCAAACUCUCAGAAUUCAAGCUUGCGGUGUGCCAGUACAUGGACUACUGCCAGUUAAGAUGGCAACAUCAUGCAUAUUGGUAAUGGGACUAUUAAGAAAACUGAAGAGCUGUAGCUGCAAGCACUGCAUACCAGUAUAAAGUUAAUUUCUACUGCGUCUGAAACUGGCUAAAUCCACUAAUGUACAGUACAUUCUAGACUUUUGCCAGGCUCUUCCUUCAGUGAGUCUCAUAUUUUUCAGAGGCAACGAUCAGCUCACUGAAAUUUAAGUGUAGGUGGAAUUCUCUACGGAUUUUAAAGAAUAUUGGAAACAAAAUGAAACAUUUUCUCAUUACAGAAUGUUGUUCAGCAUACAAAUAUACCCCACAUAACUGAGAAAAUAAUCUUCUGUAAAUAUAUUACUAUUUAUAUAGUGUUACAUUGUAUGCUGCACUUUAUACUUCUACAGUAUAACAACCGAACAAUAAACAGAAUGAAAUUUUUGUUUAGUGAA
This is a messenger RNA of Rana temporaria (common frog), 3869 nucleotides long. It is a transcript of the gene HNF1A, whose product is annotated as HNF1 homeobox A. The record is from RefSeq and is a predicted model, not a curated record. Gene Ontology annotation, cellular component: nucleus. Gene Ontology annotation, molecular function: DNA-binding transcription factor activity, RNA polymerase II-specific; RNA polymerase II cis-regulatory region sequence-specific DNA binding. The transcript is spliced from 10 exons. The coding region runs from base 387 to 2243 and encodes 618 amino acids. NCBI's taxonomy places the organism in Eukaryota, Metazoa, Chordata, Amphibia, Anura, Ranidae. Gene Ontology annotation, biological process: liver development; pancreas development; regulation of transcription by RNA polymerase II.